AUGCAGAAGUCAAUACGGCUGGUGAGGACAAGCUUCAACUCUGGCGUGAAACCAUGUCAAAGGAGGACAGUCACGAUAGCGGCGAGGAUUCCACGUCUUGAAACCCCCAGAGAAGACGAGCCCAGAAGGUUAAGUCCGGCGCGAUGCAAGUCCAGCGCCUCGAACGACACCGGCUCAACGUCAUCCACCAGAGGUACUACAGAUAACCUGCCGCUAUCAGGGCUGCGCGUACUAGACCUCUCGCGGGUGCUGGCAGGGCCAUUCUGUACCCAGAUCCUGGCAGACUACGGGGCGGAAGUGGUGAAGGUCGAGCAGCCGGGCGUCGGGGACGAGACGCGGCAGUGGCGUGCCGCGAACGAGGCGCAAAUGUGGAAGAACGAGUACCCGCUUAUGAGCCUGUACUUUGCGGCGAUCAAUCGGAACAAGAGAUCCGUCACGCUUAACCUGAAGACUCCUCAAGGUGUCGAGAUUGUGAAGCAUCUUGCGAGGCAGAGCGAUGUUGUGGUGAAUAAUUUCGUGCCGGGGAAGAUGGAGGCCAUGGGGCUAGGGUAUGAGGCUUUAAGAAAGGAGAAUGAGCGGUUGGUCUAUGCGAGUGUUAGUGGGUAUGGCUCUUCCGGGCCGAGUAAGGAUCGUGCUGGGUACGAUGCCCUUGCUCUGGCUGAAGCUGGUUUGUUGCAUAUCACCGGGGAAGAGGGUCGGUUACCGUCAAAGCCUGGGGUCGCUAUGGCGGAUCUCUGCACUGGGCUGUAUGCACAUGGAGCGAUUCUAGCUGCACUGGCGCAGAGAGAGCGCACGGGAUUAGGGACCAACGUCGAGGGAAGUCUGUUUGAAAGCUCGCUGAGUCUGUUGAUCAAUGUUGGGUUGGCCAGUAUGAAUCUUGACCGGAACAACGGGCCAGAAGCAAGGAGGCGCGGUAAGAGGAUGGGAUUAGAACAUCCAAACUUGGUACCUUAUGGUGGCUUCGAGACAAAAGACAAGAAGAUGGUGUAUGUUGCGGCCAACAACAGAAGACAGUGGGAUGGUUUUUGUAAUCGAUUACAGGUUGAGGGACUUGGACAGAAUGAACGAUUCCAUUCUAAUGACGACAGGGUUGCAAAUCGAGAAGAGAUCAACGGUAUCUUGCAGAAACGAUUCAAAGAGAAAACAAAAGAUGAGUGGAUGCAGGCUUUCGAGGGCAGUGGCUUGCCAUAUGGAGCCAUCAAUGACGUGGUCGAGGCAGUCGAACAUCCCCAAGCACAGGCAAGGAAUAUGAUCAUGGAGGUUGAUGAUUUCGAAGCUGCAAAAGAUGGCGUCCUGAGAUUGAUUGGACCAGCAAUGAAAUUCCAAGAUGCCAAUAUGAGUGUCCGAAUGAAGCCACCACUGUUAGGAGAGCACACCAACGAAGUGCUCUCAGACCUGGGAUAUACUGUUUCAGAUAUCACCAGCCUUCGAAAAUCCGGAAUUAUAUAA
Messenger RNA from Exophiala aquamarina CBS 119918, 1449 nucleotides. RefSeq lists its product as uncharacterized. The transcript has a single exon. Gene Ontology annotation, molecular function: catalytic activity. The record is from RefSeq and is a predicted model, not a curated record. The coding region runs from base 1 to 1449 and encodes 482 amino acids. Lineage: Eukaryota; Fungi; Ascomycota; Eurotiomycetes; Chaetothyriales; Herpotrichiellaceae.